This is a messenger RNA of Didymosphaeria variabile, 2460 nucleotides long. RefSeq lists its product as uncharacterized. The record is from RefSeq and is a predicted model, not a curated record. The transcript has a single exon. Lineage: Eukaryota; Fungi; Ascomycota; Dothideomycetes; Pleosporales; Didymosphaeriaceae. The coding region runs from base 1 to 2460 and encodes 819 amino acids.
AUGAAGGCAUCUCAGACGACCUUCGUGUUCGCGGCCCUUCUUGGGCUCGCAGCUGCCUCAGAUGACAUUCGCUGUGCGAGUGAAUCUAUUCCCGUCCCCGGCCUUGGCAAGGAAAUGACCUCUGCCAUGGACUCCAUCAUCAAGAGCACUGUCGACAAGGUCUGCGACCACCCCGAGAACUUCCUCCCCGACGCAGAUGGCAUUUCCCAGCUGUUCGGUCUCGAUGCCGACCCAAUGCAUAUUCAAAUCAAACUCCCCGACGCAGUCACCAAGAUCUCCUCUGAGGUCUGCCACCGCGUUCUCACCGCCAUCAUCGGCCAGUGCAUCUCCGACAAGAACGUCUUUGGUGGAUCUGCCGCCGUAGAUGGCGUCAAGUACGAGAUCGGCCAGCUCACUAACAAGCUCCCGCUACACAUCGGGACGCCUCUACAAAACAACACCCCAUCCGUGUCAGACGUCGCGUCCAUCGCGUCAAAUCUUCCUAUUUCCUCUAUCGUUGCGGAGCUGCCUUCUGCGAUUCCCACCGCAGUUCCCACCGAGGCUGCCAGCCUCCUGGAGAAGAUCCCUGGACUUGGUGGCCUCUUCAAGAGGAAGCCUAUUAACAUUGGUACUUACGAGCCUGAGUACUACCGCACGCACUACGGUGUUGAGCCUGAGGCUACGUCUACUGGGGCCGGCGAGGAGGCUGAAGCUACGCCUACUGGGGGAGCUGACAGUGAGGAAGGUGACGAGACUGAGGAAGGCGAUGAGACCGAGGAUGGUGACGAGACCGAGGAAGGCGAUGAGACCGAGGAAGGUGACGACGAAACCGAGGAUGGUGACGAGACCGAGACUGGCGACGAGACCGAGGAUACUGACGAAACCGAAGAGGGUGAUGAGACUGAGGAAGGUGAUGAGACCGAGGAGGGAGACGAAACUGAGGACGGUGACGAGACCGAGGAGGGAGAUGAGACUGAAGAGGGAGACGAUGAGGACGAGCCCGAAGAGUCUGACGUGCCAACCUCCUCCAUCGUCGCCAUCACUACUCCCGGACCUCUCGCCCCCACGAACAAGCCUUGGGUUCCUGGUUCCCAGCACUCUUACGGAUCUGGAAACGGAACCGGCCCCUUCCAAGGUACUGCGACCGGCGCCACUGGUGUUGCUGGCGCUACUGGCUAUGCUCCCGGAACUGCUAUCUUGCACUUGCCUACUGGAACCGCUUCGCCAAAUGUGCCUUCAGGUGGUUAUGGUACCGGCAAUGGCAACGGCACUUCCGGCUCCAACUCUACAAUCGUCGACAUCCCUACUCCCGUCCCUCAGCCUUCUUCAGGCUACGGCACCGGUGAGGGUGAGGUGAGCUCUGACAUUGAGGCGUCUACCACUGCUGCGCCUGCAUCUCCCUCGGGCAACGGCUACAACGUCGGCGGUGGCGAAAUGAGCUCCGAUGUUGAGGCCUCUACUACUGCCGCUCCCGCAGUGCCCUCAGGUGGUUCUUACAACAACGGAACCGUGGGUGAAGUCAGCUCCGACGUUGGGGCUUCUACUACCGCCGCGCCAGCAUCGCCUUCAGGUGGCUCUUACAACACAGGCGAGGGCGAAGGUGAAGUCAGCUCUGACGUUGAGGCUUCCACUACCGCAGCGCCUGCGACGCCUUCCGGUGGAUCCUACAACACUGGCGAAGGUGAGGGUGAAGUGAGCUCGGACAUCGAGGCAUCUACUACUGCUGCUCCCGCGACUCCCUCCGGUGGUUCUUACAACACCGGUGAGGGCGAAGGCGAGGUUAGCUCUGAUGUUGAGGCUUCUACUACAGCCGCCCCGGCAACUCCCUCAGGUAACGGCUACAGCACUGGCGGCGAGGAUGAGUCCAGCUCUGAUGUUGAGGCUUCUACUACCGCCGCACCUGCAACCCCCUCAGGUGGCUCUUACGGCUCUGGUGAGGGCGAGGUCAGCUCAGACAUCGAGGCUUCCACCACUGCCGCCCCGGCAACUCCCUCAGGUAACGGCUACAGCACUGGCGGCGAGGACGAGUCUAGCUCCGCCGUUGAGGCUUCCACUACCGCUGCACCUGCUACACCUUCCGGCAACGGCUACAGCACCGGCGGCGAUGACGAGGUCAGCUCAGACGUCUCAGCCUCAACUACCGUCUCCCCCGAAGAACCCUCCAUCCCCAUCCCCACCGGCGACGCCCCAGCAAUCACUCCCUCCGGCCUGUACCCCACCGGCGGCGAGGAGCCUUCCGGCAUCUACUCCUCCGCCGACAUCGUCCCCACCAGCGACGCUGCCCCCGCUUCGCCCUCAGGCAACGGCUACAACGCCGGCGAGUCCUCAACGCCAGAAACAACUGCCGCACCUGCGGUCCCCUCCGACGGCGGCGUCUACUCCAUCCAGACGGUGGCCAACCCCUCGCCCUCGACUACGAGCUGCACGAAGACGACGCUUGAGAAGCGCGCCCGCCCGACGCCCUUCGUUUGGCCGCAGUAA